CCAAAAAAUAUAUGUAUAAUGUACUGGCUUUAAUACGUAUGUAGUUUCAAUCUGACGAAGAUGUCACUUAUUCUGGUAAGAGAGGACUGAGACUCGUUUCACGUUUCCAUGGUUACUGUUUGACAACAACCAAGAUGGCUGAGGAGACGCAUGCGUUUGAGCAAACCUACACUUUCAGUCUGCUUCCCAACAAAACCUUUACAUUUCAGCAAGAUUCACAUACAACAGGACUGUUGAUGAAAUGGUCCAUGUUGGGAAGAAUUUCUGCUCUGGCUUUUUACUUUGACCAGACAUUCCAGUCUUAUAGGAAGAAUGACUUUGCUUUAAAUUUCUUUCAGGAUCCCUGUGUGAAAAACAACCUAAAGACCCUGGAUGCUUCUGGUGCAUGGAAACCUCUGGGCAGUGACAUUACACAUGUGGACGUGGAAGCUGUUCCCUGCACUAAAGUGUCUGUAGACAUAUUCGAUCCAAUUUUCUCAAGUGGAAUCGUGCGUCCCUCCGGCCACAUUGUCAAAUGUUACCAUGAAGUACACCCUGACUUUGAUGAGUUGAGAAUGAUGCUGCUGGAAGAGGACGCUGAAAAUUAUCAUGUGGUCAGUCCAUGUGACCGUCAGGAGUUCCUGUUUAGACUGUUUAAGCACAUCGUACUGGGUGGUGAACUGUGCCAAUAUGAAGAUGUCAUCAGUCCUUACAUUGAAACUGCAAAAAUGAUUUACAAAGAUUUGGUGAGUGUCCAGAAGGACUCGGACACAAGAGAGAUCCAAGUUGCCUCAACGAUCUUGAAAGUAUCUGCUCAUGAUGAAAACGGCUUGUGCUAUCCUUCUGGAAGAGACAACGAGCAGACAUUCGCCUAUCUGUGUAUCGAUCCUUUCAAAAGACAUGUGUAUGUCUUGUACCACAGUUUUGGCAUUGGUGUCUUGUCUAAUAACAGUGUGCCGUGUUCUUGAUCUUCUGUUACAUUAGGAGCUUUUCCUUUCACUAGCUGUGUGUUAUGAAUUCAUGUUAUUGUUAAACUUUGGGUUAGAAAAUAGCUUGAUGUCCUAUCAAAAACUCUAUGUAUACUUUAUGUUGUUUGAACAUUUCACAGUGAAUGGACCAAUAGA
Molecule: messenger RNA, 1103 nt
Organism: Colossoma macropomum (tambaqui)
Lineage: Eukaryota; Metazoa; Chordata; Actinopteri; Characiformes; Serrasalmidae
Gene: cfap300
Product: cilia and flagella associated protein 300
Exons: 7
Coding region: 135-947 (270 amino acids)
Source: RefSeq, a predicted model, not a curated record